Messenger RNA from Colletotrichum tamarilloi, 258 nucleotides. RefSeq lists its product as uncharacterized. The record is from RefSeq and is a predicted model, not a curated record. Bases 1 to 258 code for a protein of 85 amino acids. NCBI's taxonomy places the organism in Eukaryota, Fungi, Ascomycota, Sordariomycetes, Glomerellales, Glomerellaceae. The transcript has a single exon.
AUGAGUAUCGGAUUCAAGACGUCUCAUUCACUGCGGUGCAUGCUUGGAUUGUGUGCGAUUGGCCCUGUUCGUGCCGUGUCCCAAGCAUUUCCCUGGCGAUGCUGCUCGGACGAAGGCGUUCCGAGCGAGGACCAACCCAGCAGAUUAAAGAGAUCAUUCCGGGAACCCUCAGCGUUGCAGCAGUUCAACGGCAUUCAGCGAAAGGGCGAGACGCGUCUCAAGCCACGGAAUAUAAGCAAGACCAAAACAACGGUUUAG